AUCACGUAAAGUAAGGAGGAGUUAAAAUUUGGUUUUGAGGCAUGCUCUCCCCCCUUUAAAAGUGCCUGCACACUUUGUUUAAUGCUUGCUGAUGCACAGCUGUGCUUUGAGCUACGCAAGAGUUUAGAGGAACUAAAAAAGGAAGCGCUUAAAAAGGAAGCUUACAAAGAGAGAUCUGAAUUGAGAUUAGACAAAGACAUUCAAAAGGAAACACAACAGAGAAGUUCUCUAAUGGACAGAAUUCACAAGACAACCACCAUGUCUAAUAUUACCGAGAGAAAAUGUAUAACGGACAGCAGCAGCUUGCAGGCCCCACUGGCUUUUUUCUAUGCACUCUUCUUCGUGUUCGGGUUGUCUGGGAACCUGCUGGCUCUCUGGGUGUUUCUGCGAGUACAUCCGAAGAAAAACUCAAUUCGCAUCUUCCUCAUUAACCUGGCUCUGGCUGACUUGCUCCUCGUGAUCUGCCUGCCUUUCCGAGUGGUUUACCAUUCCAACAAUGACCAGUGGGUGCUGCCGCCAUUACUGUGCAGGACGGUGGGCAUUAUCUUUUACGUGAACAUGUACAUUAGUAUAGUCUUACUGGGCUUCAUUAGUGUAGAUCGUUAUCUGAAGUUCCAGAGGUUGUCCUGUAGGAAGGUGUUCCUGCACAGCCGAUGGAGCGUGCUUCUCUGCAGUGUCAUCUGGGCUGUGGCGUCCGUUUGUGGCACUUGCCUAAUUUUUUUUAAUCCAAGGCAUGAUAAUUCAACCCAGUGCUUCCAAUACAAAACACUGCAUGAAUACAAAUGGAAAGCCUAUUUCAACUUUGCCAUCGUGGGUAUGUUUUGGGUGAUCUACAUUGCGUUGAUAAUCUCCUAUGGAAAGAUUGGAAUGAACCUCCUAACAACCUCCAAAAACAAACCGGAUUUCCCAAAUGCUGCCAAGUACAACAAAACAGCAUGGAAGUCCUUCUUUGUGCUUUUCCUCUUCACUAUAUGUUUUGUGCCCUACCACUCGGCAAGGAUUUUCUAUAUCAUGUCACAGAUAGCAAAAGGCACCCAUUGCGAGUCGAUACGUGCGUUGGAUAAAACCAAUGAAGUAGUUCUGCUACUGUCUGCCUUUAAUAGCUGUCUGGAUCCAGUCAUGUACUUUUUGUUCUGUAGUUCUAUUCGCAAAGUGUUGCUGAAGUUCAUCUGUAACAGCUUCUGUCAGCAAAAUGUCAAAGGACUGAUCAGUUCUAUUGACACUCCACAAGAGCUGCCAAAUGCCAGUGCAGUUGUGCCUAUGACAAACGCUCAGGAUGUCAAACUAUCAAAAACAACAGAUAAAGUGGUGCUAUAAAUGUUUUGAAAACAUAAGUCAUCUCUACAUGUACAGCAAAUAUUUUUUUUUAUGCAAAAAUGUGAAUAUUUACAUGUGCACGGCAUUCAUCAGAAACACUACAUUUUUAAAUAAAAGUUACAUUGCAUUUUACAAAAUGAUCAUAUAAAAAUAAUUAACAU
Carassius carassius (crucian carp) is the source of this 1478-nucleotide messenger RNA. RefSeq names its product probable G-protein coupled receptor 34. Lineage: Eukaryota; Metazoa; Chordata; Actinopteri; Cypriniformes; Cyprinidae. Gene Ontology annotation, molecular function: G protein-coupled purinergic nucleotide receptor activity. Bases 82 to 1317 code for a protein of 411 amino acids. Gene Ontology annotation, biological process: G protein-coupled receptor signaling pathway. Gene Ontology annotation, cellular component: membrane. The record is from RefSeq and is a predicted model, not a curated record. The transcript is spliced from 2 exons.